Messenger RNA from Procambarus clarkii (red swamp crayfish), 651 nucleotides. RefSeq names its product adventurous-gliding motility protein Z-like. The record is from RefSeq and is a predicted model, not a curated record. Lineage: Eukaryota; Metazoa; Arthropoda; Malacostraca; Decapoda; Cambaridae.
AUGAUCAGAGAGUGGGAGACUGGAAUAGUGGUGAGUGAGGAAGGGGUGAGAGAUCCAUGUACAGCAGGCUACCCACCCCUAGUUGAAAAUAAAGAAGAGCUAGCUGGAAAUCAGCAAGAGCUAGCUGGAAAUCAGCAAGAGCUAGCUGGAAAUCAGCAAGAGCUAGCUGGAAAUCAGCAAGAGCUAGCUGGAAAUCAGCAAGAGCUAGCUGGAAAUCAGCAAGAGCUAGCUGGAAAUCAGCAAGAGCUAGCUGGAAAUCAGCAAGAGCUAGCUGGAAAUCAGCAAGAGCUAGCUGGAAAUCAGCAAGAGCUAGCUGGAAAUCAGCAAGAGCUAGCUGGAAAUCAGCAAGAGCUAGCUGGAAAUCAGCAAAAGCUAGCUGGAAAUCAGCAAGAGCUAGCUAAAAAUCAGCAAGAGCUAGCUGGAAAUCAGCAAGAGCUACCUGGAAAUCAGCAAGAGCUAGCUGGAAAUCAACAGGAGCCAGCUGGAAAACAGCAAGAGCUAGCUGGAAAUCAGCAAGAGCUAGCUGUAAAUCAGCAAGAGCUAGCUAAAAAUCAGCAAGAGCUAGCUGGAAAUCAGCAAGAGCUAGCUGGAAAUCAGCAAGAGCCAGCUGGAAAUCAGAGAGAGAGACAGCUGGAAAUCGGCAAGCGCUAA